Molecule: messenger RNA, 792 nt
Organism: Caenorhabditis briggsae
Lineage: Eukaryota; Metazoa; Nematoda; Chromadorea; Rhabditida; Rhabditidae
Exons: 2
Coding region: 1-792 (263 amino acids)
Source: RefSeq, a predicted model, not a curated record
AUGAAAAUGAUUCUUGUCAUCUUAGUUUUCUUGACGCUUACUGCUGAAUUUUCGGCUCAGCCAGUGAGAGAAGGUUCUGAAGGCCUCGUUAAAGCUGUUGAAGCUAGAAAAGACGAUCAUGAUCUUGUACCGCCAGUCCUAAUCGGCGCUGGACGUGGAGCAAAUGGUGGAAAUGGUGGACAUAGUGGCAACGGAGGUCAUGGUGGCAACGGAGGACAUGGCGGAAACGGUGGUCAUGGUGGGAAUGGUGGCAAUGGUGGCAAUGGUGGCAAUGGUGGCAAUGGUGGUAAUGGCGGCAAUGGAGGAAAUGGUGGAAAUGGUGGCAACGGUGGACACGGCGGAAAUGGUGGCAACGGCGGAAAUGGUGGAAAUGGUGGAAAUGGUGGAAAUGGUGGAAAUGGAGGUCAUGGAGGAAAUGGUGGAAAUGGCGGAAAUAGUGGUCAUGGCGGAAACGGCGGUCGUGGAGGAAGAAAAUUUGCUGAAGACAAAGUGAACUUCUUAUUUGAAGCGAAACAAAAUGGAGGACGUGGUGGAGCCGGUGGAUCCGGAGGAGCUGGUGGAGCUGGUGGAGCUGGUGGAGCUGGUGGAGCCGGUGGAGCCGGUGGAGCCGGUGGAGCUGGUGGAAGCGGAGGCAAUGGUGGAAACGGAGGCAAUACUGGGGAUUGUGGAGAGUCAGGAAAACCUGGUGAGCCGGGAAAACCUGGAAGCAACGGCAAGGAUGGUAGAGGCGGAGCUGGAGGAGCCGGAGGCGCUGGUGGAGCCGGUGGAGCUGGUGGAAACUGUAGAAAUUGA